AUGACUCGAUUCUCUGGAAAGAGUGUGAUCAUCACCGGAUCCUCUAAUGGUAUCGGAAGAGCCACCGCAGUGCUCUUUGCCAGAUACGGAGCCCAAGUGACAAUUACUGGACGAGAUGCAUAUAGGUUGGAAGUCACUAGACAGAAGGUUCUGAAAGCUGGAGGACAAAAUGUGAAUGUUGUGGUGGCCGAUGUGACUGAUCCUCAAGGACAGGAUAGGAUUAUUCAUUCGACUCUGGAAAAGUUCGGAAAGAUUGAUGUUUUGAUUUUGAAUUAG
This is a messenger RNA of Caenorhabditis briggsae, 276 nucleotides long. The transcript is spliced from 2 exons. The coding region runs from base 1 to 276 and encodes 91 amino acids. NCBI's taxonomy places the organism in Eukaryota, Metazoa, Nematoda, Chromadorea, Rhabditida, Rhabditidae. The record is from RefSeq and is a predicted model, not a curated record.